Messenger RNA from Cucurbita pepo subsp. pepo (vegetable marrow), 1287 nucleotides. RefSeq names its product Calcium-dependent phosphotriesterase superfamily protein. NCBI's taxonomy places the organism in Eukaryota, Viridiplantae, Streptophyta, Magnoliopsida, Cucurbitales, Cucurbitaceae. Gene Ontology annotation, cellular component: endoplasmic reticulum. The record is from RefSeq and is a predicted model, not a curated record. Gene Ontology annotation, molecular function: protein binding.
CCAAAAUUCCAAACAAGAAUUCCAUCCCCGAAACCUCAUUUCAGCCUUCGGAGCUUUGACCCGCUAACCCACCAUUUUCUCUCUUCUCCCAUUGAACGGAGAAGAAGGAGAGAGCCAGAGCAGCCAUGGCCAUUUGCUCCACCAGAUGUCUCUUCACUCUCUUCAUACUUUCAGCCAUUCCUAUCGCAUUUCUCAUCUCUCUCGAGCUCGCUAAGCCCCCUUCCCAUGUCUAUUACUAUCACAGCACCGGCUUCUUCAGGGAGUGCGCCAAAUGGGACGAUCUCGGCCGUCGGUUUUUGGUUGGUUUCAUGGACGGUGGUAUCGGCCAGGUUUCCGUUCCCGAGAAUCACUCGCCGGAUGCCGUUCUCGAAGAAGUUCCGGUGAUCAAAGAUGCUGAGUUGCAGGGGAAUGCUUCUCUUGGGAUUUUCGUUGACCGUCCGAGAAAUCGGCUGCUCGUGGUCGCCGCGGAUUUGCUUGGCAACAAGUACAGCGGACUUGCGGCCUAUGAUCUCUCAUCUUGGAAGCGGCAAUUUCUGACUCAUCUUAGUGGUCCGAAUGAUGAGAAAUCCUUUGCGGAUGAUGUUGCCGUUGAUUCCGAAGGCAAUGCAUAUGUGACGGAUGCGAAAAACAACAUAAUAUGGAAGGUUGGAGCCGAUGGCAAGUUCAUAUCUAUCAUCAAAAGUCCGCUAUUCAUCUCCAAGGAUUGGUACAAAAACAUUGUUGGUUUAAAUGGCAUAGUUUAUCACCCAGAUGGAUUUUUGUUAGCUAUUCAUACAUUUAGUGGAAAUCUAUACAAGAUAGAUUUGGUGAAGGGGGAGGAAGUUAAGUUGAUCAAUGUAAGUGGAGGCAAUCUUGUGUUUGGAGAUGGCCUAGAGCUACUUUCUCCAACCAAACUUGUAGUUGCAGGGAACCCUGCUGGAAGAUUGGUGGAAAGCAGAGACGGGUGGAAAACCGCUUCGUUGGUGUCGACAUGUUCGGGACUGAAGCAUCGGUUGGCCACGGCUGCAACCGUGAAGGAUGGGAAGGUGUACCUCAGCCACAUGUUCGGAAUCGGGUAUCCAAAGAAGAAGCAUGCUCUUGUAGAGGCAGUUUUUUCUGCAUAGGAUGAUUUUUUGGUAGGAGAGAAGAGUUGAUGCAGGUUGAGAAUACAGAAGAAAAUUAUGUUAUUCUGUUUGUUUGAGCUUAUAUUAUAUUGUGUUAGGUUGUGUUACUUUCAAUUUGGAGAUUGUGUAACCAAUGUUCAUGAAACAUGCUUUGUUUUCAAUUUGGAUUUCAUUUUCUAAUUAA